UACGUAUGCAUUGCACUAGCUUAGCUCUGCGACCUCUCUCUAAAUUCCCCAAGAUGGAAAUGUGGACGCAAAAGGAAACCUCAUCGGAAGAAGAAACAACUCUUUUGAAAUCCCCAACUUUAAAUAAUUCAGGUUUAGGCAGAAAAAGAUGUUCAUCGCUAUAUAGGGGAGUGAGACAGCGGCACUGGGGAAAAUGGGUGGCGGAGAUACGGCUGCCACGGAACCGGACCAGAGUGUGGCUGGGGACGUUCUUCGACACCGCCGAGGAAGCUGCCUUCGCUUACGACACGGCCGCUUACAUUCUCAGAGGCGAUCACGCAAACCUUAAUUUCCCCGAUCUGAACCACAAUUCCACCCGCCGCCACGCUACUGCGGCUCUUCUUGAAGCCAAACUCUCGCAGCAGUCAACCAGAAAAUCAGAUAAGAAGGAGAGGCCAGCGGAAGUGAUAAUGGAGAUGGUGUGCGAUGUUGGCAAUGAUACAGUGCAGUUGAGCACAAUGCCUUCUUUGGACAUGGAUGUCAUCUGGGAUGAGCUUGAUUGAUAUCAUCAUCGUCUUUAUUUCUUACUAUAUUUUAUUCACAUCUUUGCCCACUCUAAUAUUUUUUUUUAUGAGGAAUGACCAGUAGUGCAACUGGGAAUAAUAGACUUCAUGUAAUAAUUACUGA
Salvia miltiorrhiza (redroot sage) is the source of this 666-nucleotide messenger RNA. RefSeq names its product ethylene-responsive transcription factor ERF062-like. The record is from RefSeq and is a predicted model, not a curated record. Gene Ontology annotation, biological process: regulation of DNA-templated transcription. Lineage: Eukaryota; Viridiplantae; Streptophyta; Magnoliopsida; Lamiales; Lamiaceae. Gene Ontology annotation, molecular function: DNA binding; DNA-binding transcription factor activity. The transcript has 2 exons. The coding region runs from base 6 to 542 and encodes 178 amino acids.